AUGUAUUCUAAGCUUUCUUUAAGUACUUGGAAUAUAAAUGGUUUAAAAAAUUGUACGCUUGGUAAGAAACUAAGCAAUAGUGAUUUUAUAAAAAAUAUUGAAGAUCAUGAUUUAAUCUUUCUUGUUGAAACAUGGUCAAAUGAUACUAACAGCAUUCCUGGUUUCAAGGCAAUAUCCACAGUCACGGCAACACCCAAGUCAAACUUUGCUUGCCGUUUGUCUGGUGGAAUUUCACUUUUGUUCAAAAUAGGACUUGAAACUUUUAUUUCUGUUGAAAAACGUACAAAAACAUCUUUAUGGUGUCGAAUAGACAGCACAAUCCUAGACUCCACAAAAGAUCUAUUCAUCUGUGGAGUCUAUAUUCCACCGGAAAGGUCAUCUUAUUAUGAUGAAGAAAUCUUUGAUGACCUUGAAAAUGACAUAGUUUAUUUCUCAAAAAAAGGAAAUGUUAUGCUGCUGGGGGACUUUAAUGCCCGUACCAGCAAACUUGAAGAUUUUGUCUCAAGUGAAGGAAAUACCUUCAUAAAUGACAUUACUGAAACCGCUUUCCAACCAAAAAUAAGGGAAAGUUUUGAUAGUUAUAUUAAUAAACAUGGAAAAAAUCUGAUUGAGAUCUGCAAAAGUUGCAACCUAAGAAUUCUGAAUGGUAGGACCCUUGGUGACUCAUUUGGUAAACCCACUUCACACAGUAAAAAUGGCUCAAGUGUGGUUGACUACAUAAUAUGUGACCAAGAACUAACCCAAUCCAUUGAAAACUUUAUUGUUAAACCUCCAACUUAUCUAUCUGACCAUAGUCAACUAGUGACAUGGAUUAAAAGAGCUCCCACUCAUGUCCCUCUCAGUGAGACUACUCACACGCAACAACCUAAAACACAUAAGCUUCCACCCCAAUUCAUAUGGGACAACGACUCAAUGAUUAAGUAUACAGAAAAUCUCAAAUCAUUUCAAACUCAACAAAAACUUCAAUACUUGAUCAAUUCCAAUCCAUCUCCCUCAAAGGAAGGUGUUGACAGAUUUGCCUCAACAGUAGAAGAUUUAAUUAUGCAUGCUGCUAAAAAAUCCAUGAAAAUCAAAAAGAAGAAAUACAGAAACAAAAUUUCCAAUGUCUGUAACAAAAAAUGGUUCGAUAAAGAAUGUCGACUCCAAAGACAUUCAUUGAGAAAACUCGCAAACCAAAAACACCGUGAUCCCCUUAAUACCGAAAUAAGAGACAAAUACCAUACCACACUUAAGAUUUAUAAAAACACUCUAAAACGCAAGAAAGAACUUUUUCAUGAAAAGAAACUAGAAGAACUAGAAAGAGUUUCUGAAAAUGACCCAAAUUCCUUCUGGAAACUAUUAAAGAACAUGAGUGAUGACUUUGAGGACCCUUCCAUGAGUAAACCAGAUGUUUCGGCUAACAGCUGGCUCACUCAUUUCGAAUCCCUGCAUGAACAGAAUAAUAUUUUACAAAAAUUAACAAAACUUGAAGAAGAAAUCCCAAAUAAUUUUCUUGAUGAACCGAUUUCUGAAGUAGAAGUUUUAAGUGCUGCAAAGAAAUUAAAAAACAACAAAUCUGCUUAUUCUGACAGGAUAAAAAACGAAAUGCUAAAGUGUAGUGUCAAAAUAUUACUUAAAUUAUACCAAAAACUUUUUAACCUCAUUUUAGAAACAGGGCAUUUCCCAGAUCAAUGGUGUGAAGGUCUCAUUACACCAAUUUUUAAGUCAGGAGAUAAAACUGACCCCAAUAACUACAGGGGAAUUUGCGUGACUAGCUGUCUCAGCAAAUUCCUUUGUAUUAUUUUAAAUCAACGGUUAAGUAAAUUUAGCAUUGAUAGAAACAUAAUUCACCCAUCCCAAAUCGGAUUUCAAUCGGGCCACAGAACAGCUGAUCACAUUUUCACUCUUAAAACAAUAAUAGACAAACACAUAAAUGAGAACAAAAAGGAAAAACUCUAUGCAUGCUUUGUUGAUUUUAGAAAGGCUUUUGACUCUGUUUGGCAUGAAGGCCUUUUUUUAAAACUGCUUGAAAACAAAAUUGAUGGUAACUUCUACAACCUUGUUAAAAGUUUAUAUUCAAACUCUAAAUGCGCCGUAAAAGAAAGCAAAACUAAUCGAACUGAAUUUUUCUCAUACUCCACAGGAGUGCGUCAAGGCUGUGUUCUGAGCCCUCUUCUAUUUAAUAUCUACAUAAACGAAUUGGCAACAUUAUUUGACACUACAGAUGCUGAUCCGUUUAUACUACCAAAUGGAACUAAACUGAGUUGUCUUCUAUAUGCCGAUGACUUAAUUUUAUUAUCUCGAUCAAAAUUCGGCCUACAAAAAUCUCUAGACGAUCUCCAUAGUUGGAGUAAAAAAUGGCUCAUGGAGAUAAAUUUGAAGAAAACACAAAUAAUGAUUAUUGAAAAACGAAAAACAAGAAAGGCAAGCCCAAAGUUUAAUGUUGGAAAUCGGAACAUAGCAAUUGUACAGGAAUACUGUUACCUAGGAGUCAAACUAAAUCACAAUGGCAAUUUCACUUUAGCUCUAAAGCAACUAAGUGAGAAAGCCUUGCAUGCUUUAUAUCAACUUCAGCCGCCUCAAUCCCAAAUAUGCCAUUAA
Paramuricea clavata is the source of this 2580-nucleotide messenger RNA. Lineage: Eukaryota; Metazoa; Cnidaria; Anthozoa; Malacalcyonacea; Plexauridae. The record is from the annotation of a GenBank genome assembly.